This is a messenger RNA of Cordyceps fumosorosea ARSEF 2679, 465 nucleotides long. RefSeq lists its product as hypothetical. The record is from RefSeq and is a predicted model, not a curated record. The transcript is spliced from 3 exons. The coding region runs from base 1 to 465 and encodes 154 amino acids. NCBI's taxonomy places the organism in Eukaryota, Fungi, Ascomycota, Sordariomycetes, Hypocreales, Cordycipitaceae.
AUGGCAACACCACCAGGUGAGCCAAACGGCAUCGAAGAGCAGCUCUCAAACACCGACCAUGUUCCGCACCUCAAUGGCCACACCGAGCUGAAUCAAGACGAAGCUUCCGAAGCUCAAUCUUCAGAGACACCACAGCACCAUACACCAGACCCUUCAUCUCCGGAAGACCUAGAGGAGCUGCAUGCUUUCGACUGGGACGGUUUUGAGUCUCGGUAUGAGGCGGCCCUCUUAAAAGCAGGCGAGGAGGAGGCAGAUAUCCUAAAGGAGGCAGAAUCCUUAUCUAAGUACUUCCAAGCCUGGGCUGCCGCGGCAUCCUCUCACGAUGAUGCUAGAGCCGUGAAGCGUUUGCAGACUAGACAGCGCUUUGUCAACCUGUCCGAGGAGAAGCUUUCACAGAAACAGAAACAUUACGUCGAAGUUGUCCGGGCAUUCGAGAGUGCCCUGGCGCUGCUCAAGUCGAGCUGA